AUCUCAACUCCAAACUCUCCUCUCCCACAAAUUUCCAGUCUUCCACUCAUAGUCUCACACUCUCACUCCCACCAUGGCCGAUCAACCCACCACCACCCAACCUCUCAAAUUCAUCACCGGCGCCGACCCCAACGGCUGCACCCUCAAAGACGCCCUCGUCUCCCACCUCCGAUCCCUCAACUACCAAGUCGAAGACCUCGGCGUUGGCCCUUACUACUCAAUCGGCGAGCAAAUCGGCCGGAAAGUCGCCGCCGGCGGAGACACCACCCGCGGCCUCGUCGCUUGCGGCACCGGCGUCGGUGUCCAGAUCUUCGCCAACAAAAUCCCGGGAGUUUACGCCGCCGCUUGUCUGACAGCCGAUGAAGCCAAGAACACCCGGUCCAUCAACAACGCCAAUGUCCUCGCUGUAUCCGGCAUGUCAACUCCACCCGACACCGCCAUCGAAAUCGUUGACACCUUCAUUAACACCCCUUUUAAGUCCCCCUGCCCUGCUUCCGGCAACAAGGAAUGGGACCCUGAAGUGGAGGACUUCCUGAAUAAAUCUGUUCCAGAGAUGGCGAAGAUUGGAAAGUCGGAACCCGAAUCAGAAGGGGAGUGUCCCAUUUGCUGCCUGGCGAAGAACAGGGAGUUUGUGCCAGUGGAGAUAAUGCCUGGUGGGAUGAUGAAGAUAGUGAGGGAAAGUCCGACGGCCGCGAUCAUUCGGUUCGAGGCCGGGAGUGUGGAGCCUGCUCAUCAUCAUAGCUUUGGGCAUGACUUGUUUGUGAUAAAAGGGAAGAAAACUGUGUGGAAUUUGAGUAAGAAGGAGAAGUAUGAUCUGAGUGAUGGAGAUUAUUUGUAUACACCAGCUGGGGAUAUUCAUAGGGUCAAGUAUUUGGAAGAUACUGAGUUUUUUCUCAAGUGGGAUGGUCCUUGGGAUAUUGUUUUGGAUGAGGAUCUUGAAUCUGCUAAGGCUGCUAUUGCUAAGGAGGAUUCCUGAUGUCGUAAAUACUGCAUUUUCAUUUGCCGUGGAGUUGCUGAUGUUGUGGUUCUGAUUCUGUAUUAUCUUCAACUUUGUUGAAUAAGAAUACCUGCUUGUUAUAUUAUUGUUAUGUGUUA
Chenopodium quinoa (quinoa) is the source of this 1095-nucleotide messenger RNA. Its product is annotated as DNA damage-repair/toleration protein DRT102-like. The transcript is spliced from 2 exons. Gene Ontology annotation, biological process: carbohydrate metabolic process. Gene Ontology annotation, molecular function: isomerase activity. NCBI's taxonomy places the organism in Eukaryota, Viridiplantae, Streptophyta, Magnoliopsida, Caryophyllales, Amaranthaceae. The record is from RefSeq and is a predicted model, not a curated record. The coding region runs from base 74 to 976 and encodes 300 amino acids.